AUGGCCGCAGAUAACGAUGACAGUGACAUCGAGGUCAUUGAACUGGAUACCUCGACCGAUGACGUUGAGCUGGAAAUAGUGGAAGUUGCCAAGCCACCGGCGGCCAAGAAGAAGCGCUCCGAGUUUCCGCCACAACUGCAGAAGCGCAUCCCGAUGUUGUACGCGGCUGAGAAUGGCAACAUCUUUUGGGCCCUCGACUCGCUCAUCUAUCACCACUUCGAGUCGCGCACGUUCCGCCUACAAGAGCCGGCGCUGCACAGGAAAUGGCAGAUCAGGGCUGCGGAAAAAGGGCUAGUGCCGACUACAAACGCCGAGUCAUCCCAUUUCUCGAAGCAACAGGCCCGGCUGGAAGACAAGAAGAAAAUUGAGGACGCCCGGUUCAACGCGCGUUCCACGGCUCUGCCGAAGAGCUACGUCUACCCGUUGCAUCAGGAGAAGGUCCCGGCACCUGAAUUCCGGGAAAAGGACGAGGACGCUGUCGUUGACACGAUCGAAUUCAUCUGCGAGCUGGCUGACGACAGCACUGCCGCCCGUCAAGAAGCCCUUCAACUGAAGCGCGUCUACGCCAAUUACCAGCUGAAAAAGGCGCCGCCGGCGUGCACUUUGGAAGAGCUUCGGCACGAAAUCGUCGAGGGCGCCCGUUGGCGAUUGGGAAUGUCGGUGAGCACGCAGAUCAUCGGCCCGUCGCUCGCCACGCUUUCGAACUGGCUGAGCUUGGCCCCGGAGCGCGAGCUGUCCUCAGACGUCGGCGAGCCGGUCGCCCUGCUCCGUGACGUCGAGCCCGAUCCGGAGAGGUUUGAAGUGCGGGCCGUGCUGGAGAAUAUGCUUGAUAUGGUCUCCGACUUCUCCGCGAAUCGUCAGGACCACAUGGCGGCGGUGGUGAAGGAGCUGAAUCUGAGGAUGUACACUGGAACCGAGCAACAACAGCCCUCCACCAGCCAGGAAUCCGCUUCUGACGCCGUCUGGGUCGAGUACCCGCUUGCACAUCCGUGCGUCUACAAAUUCUCGCAAGCCGCCCAAAUUGAGCGAUGCGUCGACAUACGGAGGUGGCAGAAAGCGCCCUCGAGUGGUGGAUUUGCGGACAACGCGCUGAACGCCGUCACCUUUGGCCAGCAGUGCCUGAACGACGCGAACUAUUGCCGCUACACCCAGGAGCAACAGCUCGAAACUCGCGAGCGGAGUAAUUCGAAGAAGGCCGCGCACAACUGGAAGCGGCACAACACGAUGGAGGAGGCUCUGCAACUGGCCAAAACAGCUGGGCUCGAUGAUGAGGGCGUGCGCACGGUCACCUACAUGAUGCACCGGAAGCUGAAGGACCUGCAGAAGGUCUUCAAGGCCAGAAUUGCGUACGGCGUCCGUGACUAUUCGGCCCUGUCGCGCUACAACCGGCCCGGCGCGCAGCGUGCACCGCUUCAGAAUCAGCCGUCGCCGUGGCAGGUUCCGCCCACUUUUUCACAGCCCCCUCCACCAGUGCGGUUCGCGCAUCUCGCCCAGCCGUCCUACCAUCAACAGCCUCCCCAAAUGGCCGCCCCGCACUACCAGCAGCAGCAGAUGCCGGCCGUUCCCCCGUAUGGCGCCUCCCCGAUGGUCCAGCAACAUCAAAUGUCCUUCUACCAGGGCACAAAUCUGCCGCCAUUGAAUGGACACCAGCAGAUGCCGAUACAAAUCCCGCCACCGUCGAUGACAAUUCCGCAGCCGGUCCCGCCCCAAGUCGCCAUCCCGCAACCCCGGAUGCAGACACUCGUCGAUGUUCUAUCGAGGCCCUACGAGACGAUCGAGAUCGUGUCCUCAUCGCCAUCCACCUCAACAACUAGCGCCAAUCCCGCCUACCAGGAGCAGCACUUUGAGCGUGAGGUGCAACGCCGCGUCGAGGCCGAGCUGCGCAAACGGUUGGGCGGCGAGUCGCGCUCGGUGGAUGAGCAUGACUUCGAGAAGCGCAAGGAUCAUCACUGGGGUCUCAUCGAAACGAAGGAGAAGGCCGAGCGCAGGGUGGCCGGGCUGGAGGAGCAGCUCCAGAAAAAGAAGGAGUUUCUGCUACAACAAAUGGAGGCCGAGUCGAAGGCGAAGCGAGCACGAGAAGAAGAGGAGCGUCAGAUGGCCGAGAUGAAGACCCGAACGCAGGAGGUGUGGCGCCGCGAGGUUGAGAAUGGAGUGCAACAAGCCAAACAAGCGGCCGCCGAUGCGUAUCGCGAUACGUUGCGUGAGCUCGAGCGAAAGAAGCGCAACGUGGAGACCGAGCUGCGCAUCCAGCAGCACCGCCUCAAGAACAGCGUCCACACACCGAAGGUGGAAGCCGUGGUUGUUAGGCAGCCAUCACCACCCCCAUCAACUUCUACCGCCUUGCCGAGCGCCCGCCGUGCCGGCUUCAUCAAGGCCGAGGUGGUCGACCUGACGUCGGAGGAUGACGUCGAAUUCAUCGAU
This is a messenger RNA of Mesorhabditis spiculigera, 2421 nucleotides long. The record is from the annotation of a GenBank genome assembly. Lineage: Eukaryota; Metazoa; Nematoda; Chromadorea; Rhabditida; Rhabditidae.